AGAGAGGAAAGAGAGAGAGAGAGAGAGAGAGAGAUGAUCUGAGCCUCAGUAGCUUCAUGUAUGAUUUUCAAACAUUGAUCAUGAAUAUAUCGAGGAGAUCCGACUGAUUCUGUCGCUCGGGUGUGUGAAGAGGUCAAAGCGAAACCUUUUUUUCCCCCCCGUGACGCAGGGAUUUCUUGCUCUAUUUAUCAGCCUGAUACAUUUUACAUCAUCAAUAUAGGAGACAUUUGAGAUAUUAUUAUUUAUUGUGUGUCCGAGGAGUAAGAGGCUUUUGACCAUGGGAUGUUUGGGCAACAGCAAGACAGAAGAUCAGCGCAUCGACGAGAAGGCGCAACGAGAGGCGAAUAAAAAGAUCGAGAAACAGUUACAGAAAGAGAGACAGGCGUAUAAAGCCACACACCGCCUGCUCUUAUUAGGCGCCGGGGAAUCCGGGAAGAGCACUAUAGUCAAACAGAUGCGGAUCCUGCACGUCAACGGCUUUAACGCAGAAGAAAAGCAGCAAAAAAUAUUGGAUAUCCGGAAAAAUGUUAAGGACGCCAUAGUGACGAUAAUAUCUGCUAUGAGCACCUUAACACCACCUUUGUCAAUCGCCAACCCAUCCAAUCAGCCUAGAGCAGAGUACAUCAAAAGUAUAGCUCCACUCUCAGACUUUGACUACACAGAGGAGUUUUUUGAGCAUGCAACGCAUCUGUGGGACGAUGAGGGGGUGAAGGCCUGUUUCGAGCGCUCAAACGAGUAUCAACUCAUCGACUGCGCAAAGUAGUGAGUAUCUUUUGAUAUG
Molecule: messenger RNA, 781 nt
Organism: Pimephales promelas (fathead minnow)
Lineage: Eukaryota; Metazoa; Chordata; Actinopteri; Cypriniformes; Leuciscidae
Source: RefSeq, a predicted model, not a curated record